Messenger RNA from Histoplasma mississippiense, 1251 nucleotides. RefSeq lists its product with no specific name. The transcript is spliced from 2 exons. The coding region runs from base 1 to 1251 and encodes 416 amino acids. The record is from RefSeq and is a predicted model, not a curated record. NCBI's taxonomy places the organism in Eukaryota, Fungi, Ascomycota, Eurotiomycetes, Onygenales, Ajellomycetaceae.
AUGGCCCGACAAACCUUAUCAGGAAACAGGCACGAUAGCGUGUCGAAUGCGAUACCAUCCGAGCCCGAACACAUGUCUGGCGCCGUGGCUAUAGGAGAAAAUCAAAACGACGAGGACGAAGAUUAUAACUCCGAAGAGGAUUCCGAUUUUGACGUCAACGCACCUGCUGAGAGCGAUGCGGAAGAGGAAGAGGGCGGGGACGGUGGCGAUGGCGAUAGUUCAUAUGCUAUUGGCGGUCGGCCUCGGAAGCGGAGGAAGUUGUCACCUGAUCCGGAUGAUGGGGAUGCUAUUGUGGAUGCUGAGUUUGAUUCCGGUGACGAGGCUACGAUAAGAAUUGGGAAGGAGAAGAUGGAGAAGGCGAGGAGGAGGAGGAGGAGGAGGAAAGAGGGCGGAAGGAAGGGGAAAUGGAAAGCGGGGGAGAAGCAAAAGAAGAAUAGUGAAGAGGUUGGUGCUGACGAAGGGGAUGAUUUUGAAAUUGACGACGGUGAAGAUGAUGAUGUUGGUGGCGGCGGCGGGUUCGUGAGGACGAGGGGUAUGAGGAUGCGGAUGAAGGAGGAACGGCGCCCGCUAGCAAAGGCUGAUGGUGCUACGGUGGAUGUGGACGCGCUGUGGGAAAAGAUGAAAGCUGCUGGACCCAGUCCAAUUCCCCCGAAGCGUGGAGCUCCAGCUCUUGAGGAAGGCAAACAAAAAGUGGGCGCAACAAGAAGUGAUUACUCGCGUGAUCCAGCGCAGACUCUUCCAUAUGAAGAAAGUAUAACUAUAAAACGAGUCUACAAGUUCGCGGGCGAGGUUAUAACCGAGGAGAAAACUGUCCCGAAGGAUUCCGCCGAAGCAAAACUGUAUCUCUCAUCCGAGGCAGCGAAGAAGGAGAAAAAGACCUCAAGCAAUGCGAAAGCGGAUAGCGAACUCAACGCCUCCUCCGAUGCCGUUUAUAUUCCGCUGUUGAGGCCCCUGCGCAAGUACUCUCGAUUCGAUCCAAACCCGCCUAACUCGAUCCAGAAAAGCUGGGAAAAGACAAUCGCUGUCCCCGGUGGUCCAGGACUAGCUGAACAGCCCAAGGGACCUAAACUGAAUACGGUCAUGAAAUCUAAGCUUGACUGGGCCGAAUAUGUCGAUCGGGCAGGCAUCAAAGAUGAUCUCGACGUGCAUAGUAAAGCUAAGGAAGGUUACUUGGGCCGGAUGGACUUCCUGAGUCGCGUGGAUGCGAAGCGAGAAGAGGAACGACGCAAUGCGAGAUUGAAGAAUUUAUAA